This is a messenger RNA of Etheostoma cragini (Arkansas darter), 1806 nucleotides long. Its product is annotated as probable cationic amino acid transporter. Gene Ontology annotation, molecular function: amino acid transmembrane transporter activity. The coding region runs from base 1 to 1731 and encodes 576 amino acids. Gene Ontology annotation, biological process: amino acid transport; transmembrane transport. The record is from RefSeq and is a predicted model, not a curated record. The transcript has 6 exons. Lineage: Eukaryota; Metazoa; Chordata; Actinopteri; Perciformes; Percidae. Gene Ontology annotation, cellular component: plasma membrane.
AUGGGGGUGGACCUCAAGUGCUCAUUAAGUGCUCGCCACCACCAGUCCCCCAGCGGUCCCAGGAGAGACCCGGACCUCGCCGAGCCCCAUCCCCUCAGGAACCAGAGCUCAGGCCGAGCUGGAAGCGGUCUGCAGAGGACGUGGACUCCACCGACGCCGCGUCAGGAAGACACACAACCUGUGAUGCAAGGUGCAGCGACGUGCUUCUACGCCUUCAUCGGCUUCGACAUCAUCGCGACGACGGGGGAGGAGGCGAAGAACCCCAACACCUCCAUCCCGUACGCCAUUACCGCCUCGCUGGUCGCCUGCCUCACGGCGUACGUGUCGGUGAGCGUGGUCCUGACUCUCAUGGUCCCCUACGACCUCAUCGACGGCUCGGCUCCCCUCAUGGAGAUGUUCGCCGUGCACGGCUUCCUGUGGGGGAAGUACACCGUGGCCGUGGGCUCCGUGGCCGGACUCACGGUGUCCCUGCUGGGCUCUCUGUUCCCCAUGCCCAGGGUCAUCUACGCCAUGUCCCGGGACGGCCUGCUGUUCAGGUUCCUGUCUCACGUGUCUGCGUUCACACACACUCCCGCGGUGGCGUGCGUGGUGUCGGGCGGCCUCGCCGCCCUCCUGGCUCUCCUGGUGAGCCUGCGGGACCUGAUCGAGAUGAUGUCCAUCGGCACCCUGCUGGCCUACACUCUGGUCAGCGUGUGCGUGCUCCUGCUGCGCUACCAGCCAGACGAAGACACCGACGCGCACCAGUUCGUCUCCGGGGAGGACGAGGACGGCCUGAAGCACCAUCGUGACGACGGGGCGGCGCCCACCAAAGACGACCAGAUCCUGAUCGGAGGCCCAGACGCCGACGGAUCGGGGUCCUACGACGCAGGCGGGACGGAAGGAGAAGGCCAGGACUCUGAGUUCCACACGGGCCACGCCUCGUUGCUGAAAAGGCUUCUGGGGGGUCACUUCUACACCCUGCGGCUGCGGCUGGGACUGCCCGCCGCGUCGGCCCGGCCCACGCCGGCCACCGGCCGCACGGUGACCCGAUGCACCCUCCUCUUCUUCUUCACGUCCUUCUUCCUCUGGUCCACCGUCAUAUUCGGCGUGGAGCAGGGACACGGCGCCGGUGCGGUGUUCUCAGGCCUCAUGGCCACGCUGAUGGGGGGGUCCUUGGCCAAGCUUCUGAUCCUGAUUCUUCAGCAGCCGCAGAGCGUCAGGCAGCUGCCCUACAUGGCGCCCUGCGUGCCCUUUGUACCCGCGGCGGCCAUUUUGGUCAACAGCUACCUCAUGCUCAAACUGUCGUCACUCACCUGGGCCCGGUUCACCAUCUGGUGCUUCAUAGGUCUGCUGAUCUACGGUUGCUACGGCGUCUGGCACAGCACCCUGGAGCUGAACGCCCGGGAGCAGAAGGCGCACGCCAGCUCCUACCAGCGCUACGACGACCACCUGGACGACGACACCUGCUCCCCCGACGACAACGGUCGCCCAGGGCAACAGGAGGAGACACCCUACCAGGGCUGGUCUGCCCCGGAGGAGAGGGGACACGGCUACCAGGACGUCCAGGACGACGGCCGGGACGGGGAGCAGCAGCCGGGCCGAUGGGAGGACGACGGUGACCCGUCUGGAUACCCGUCUGGAUACCAGUCUGGAUACCAGUCUGGAUACCAGUCUGGAUACCAGUCUGGACCUGCAGGCCCGGCUGCGAGCAGAGGCAGGACCAAUCAAGGUUUUGAUGAAGAGGACGACUGAAACCAUCUUUAAGACUCAAAGUGCUGCUUACAUGAGACACUGAACCAAAUAUUCCCCGAGACACGCAAAUCACAC